AUGGUUUUGCUACAAUUAGAUCCGUUUCUCAAUGAACUCACCAGUUUGUUCGAGCGCAGUACCGAGAAGGGUUCUGUUUGGGUUACUCUCAAACGAUCAUCCUUGAAAUCUAAACUUCAGAGGAAUAAACUAGCUACUGAUGGUAAACCAAUUGAGUAUAGAUGUCUUAUACGGGCCACUGAUGGGAAAAAGACGAUUUCUGCUUCGGUUGGACCAAAGGAUCAUCAACGCUUUCAAGCUUCUUAUGCAACUAUAUUAAAGGCCCAUAUGACUGCUCUGAAGAAGAGAGAAAGGAAGGACAAGAAGAAGUCUGCAGAGAUCGAUAAAAGAGAAGGAACUUCUAAGAGGCCUAAGAAAUCCUGA
This is a messenger RNA of Vicia faba (fava bean), 363 nucleotides long. Lineage: Eukaryota; Viridiplantae; Streptophyta; Magnoliopsida; Fabales; Fabaceae. The record is from the annotation of a GenBank genome assembly.